Messenger RNA from Peniophora sp. CBMAI 1063, 528 nucleotides. The record is from the annotation of a GenBank genome assembly. Lineage: Eukaryota; Fungi; Basidiomycota; Agaricomycetes; Russulales; Peniophoraceae.
AUGAACAAGUUCUUUUCCUUCUUCGUGUCCGCUGCCGUACUCGCCACUUCGGGCAUGGCACAGAGCAUCGCCCCGGGCGCGUCUGUCCAGUUCCACUCCACGCAGAACCCGAGCGCAAACCUCUGCCUCGGCGCCGUCGCCGGCACUCAGCAAUCCGAGCUCCUCCUUGAGCCCUGCACGCGCUCCCUAACGACCUUCAAGCUCCCGAACGGCGCGCCCCUGAACGCGACGCAGAUCCAGCUCGUCGACAGCCAAACCGGACCCGGUCAACCCCAGCCGCUCUUGUGCAUCACCGCGCGCGAGGCCCAAGCGGGGAAUACGCCCGUCAUCCUCCAGACGUGCGACGCGGACGAUCUGUUGCAGGGCUGGCGCGUAAAUGAUGGGAAGGGGACGGGCGAGAUCGAGAGUACGGCGCCGAUUAUGGCUGCAGUUUGUUUGACUGCUGUGGGGAGUAAUCAGGGGGAUCCUGUUGAGUUUAGGAACUGUACUGGUGCGGCGAGCCAGCAGUGGACUACUGUUGUGGUCUAG